Molecule: messenger RNA, 1386 nt
Organism: Theileria parva strain Muguga
Lineage: Eukaryota; Apicomplexa; Aconoidasida; Piroplasmida; Theileriidae
Product: MAC/Perforin domain protein
Exons: 6
Coding region: 1-1386 (461 amino acids)
Source: RefSeq, a predicted model, not a curated record
AUGAAUUUUUUAUAUUUUCUAAAAUUUAUAGCAAUUUUAAUUGCAAAAAACGGGAAAGGACAUUUAAAUUUAUUAAAUAGAAAUCUUAAUGAGACAAAAAUACAUUCUUUAUUUGAAAAAGGUAAAGGCGGUGAGGCAAAUAAGUCUAAGUCUGAAGUUGAGCCCAUAGUGGAAAAUGAGUCAAUUAACUUUAAAACAACAAAAAUCGUAGUAGGAUUAGAAUAUCUGGGAGCGGGAUAUGAUAUUGUUAAGGCAAACACGAUGGGUGAUGCCGACCAAGCAGAGGAUUUGGGGUACAGAGCCCCAGUGAUAGAUUUCACGUGGGCACAAACUGAUGUGGGAGUUACAAACAGUCUGGACUCAUUACAACCAGUAGGAGGAUGGGUAAGGCCUAAAGUGUCAUGUGGAGAGUCUGAAAAUGUUACUGAAAUAGAGUCGAUAAGUAAAUUGAAAGAUGUUACGGAGUCUGACGUUGGAGUGAAUGUAAAGAUUCCAAAUGUUGGAACAGGAUCAUUGAACACACAAUAUCAAGAAUUGAAAAAAGAUUCAGAACAUACAAACAAUAAAUUGUAUACAAACUCAUACUACUGUUUCACCUAUGCAGCUGGAAUACCUCCAACACUUGAUUGGUCCACAACUGAGGAUUUUAAUUUAUCAGUUUCUGAAUUACCAAAGAAAAUUAAAGACUAUGAAAAGUGCACACCAGAGGGAUACAAGAACAGGAUAAAAGAAUGCAAGGAUCUGGUUAAGUGGAUGGAGUUUUUCUCAGAGUUUGGAACACACGUUGUUGUUCAAGUGCAUUUGGGAAAGUUAACUAGAUAUUUGAGUGUUCCAUCUAGCAUAAUUGAAUCUCUGGCAAAUAAAGGCUUAGAUGUAAAUGCAGCAAUAGGAGCAGUAAUAUCAGGCGUUUCAGCAAACAUAGCAGUGGGAGUGUCAAAGUCAGAGGAAAGCGAAAUAAAACAACUAAAAAAAUCAUCAAAACUAAAAUUUAGUGUUUUGGGAGGAAUUCAUCCCGAUAGAAACAUAUCACCCACAUCAAUAAGGAAAUGGAAAUCAACAGUCCCAAGAUACCCAAUGCCUAUAAAGAUUGAUGUGGAGAGUAUAAGUACAUUCUUGCCAAGAUCAUAUUAUAACUCGUUCAAAGAAGCGUUGAGUUUUUAUAUAACACUAAACAAAGCUCUUCCUUGGGAUAUUGAGCAAAAGAAUAAAAGACUUAUGACCAUGAAGUCACUAUUGGUAAAUUCAAAGCAGAUAUUAGUUACAAACAAAAAUGAUGAAUUACCUGUGGCCAAAUGUCAAGAUGGAAAAAGAGUGCUUUUUGGAUUCAUUAUAAACAUUAACGAAGAUUUAAGCACCUCUGUGUAUUCAUGUGUACAAAAUAAGUAA